GGGUCCCAAGUGCACAUGGUCCAUAAUAACCAUUGAAUAAUCCAGAACAGCUCAGACGUGACUCUGAACACAUCAGCUCUGAGAUCUUCAAGCUCCACAGAACUUCUCCAGAUUCUUUCUCUCAGUGUGAAGAAACAUCUUGAAGAAUGAGAAGCCUGAUGUGUGUGCUGCUCCUGCUGAUCUUCUGCUCGAGGCAGGGCACUUCAGAGCAUCAAGCUGUAGGUCCCAUUCCUGAGAGCUGCUGCUGGAAUUUUAUUGACUUUCAAAUUCCAGCCUCAAAAAUAGUCAGUGCUGAGAAGACAAGUUCACGUUGCCCUGCGCUUGGCAUUGUGGUUACGACACCUAGAACUAAAUUUUGUGUGAGACCAGACGAGGAAUGGAUAAAGAGCUUCAUGGAGAAAAGUCAAUGGAAAUGAAACACGAUACAUAUGCACAAAAUAAUACUGUUAAUGAUUUAUACUGUAUCUCCUCAUUAUUACAAGAUAUGUUAAAAAAAACCCGGCUAAAUGUUAAUCCUGUUCACAUUUAGCACUCAAUAUGCUGACACGUGCAGAAUGACAAUACAAAUAAAUAUUAAAAUGCUUGGAUAUCA
This is a messenger RNA of Carassius gibelio (silver crucian carp), 592 nucleotides long. Its product is annotated as C-C motif chemokine 4 homolog. Gene Ontology annotation, biological process: cellular response to interleukin-1; cellular response to tumor necrosis factor; positive regulation of ERK1 and ERK2 cascade. Gene Ontology annotation, molecular function: chemokine activity; CCR chemokine receptor binding. Gene Ontology annotation, cellular component: extracellular region. The transcript has 3 exons. The record is from RefSeq and is a predicted model, not a curated record. The coding region runs from base 147 to 416 and encodes 89 amino acids. NCBI's taxonomy places the organism in Eukaryota, Metazoa, Chordata, Actinopteri, Cypriniformes, Cyprinidae.